AUCUCAACAGACAAUUCCACAAACUGGUAAUUGACUCUGCAUCGUUGCGGUGAUCCUGUUGUAAGAGCCUGGCGUUGAGAGCGUAGUCAUAUGUGUGGGCCUUGAUUCAAGAUCGUCCAGGUCUAUUGAGAUUUGCGAUGCACAUCAUCGCUCUCGAGCAGACGACUGUGCAUUGCAUUGAGUCAGACGUGAUGUGGUAUAUGCCAGAGUGUGGCAGUCGGUCGAGCGAGAGUUGAAUCCAGGGUUCCCGAACGAGCCAAGAAAGACGGUCAAAGUCACUGUUGCCUUGACGUCAACGCCGCUUGGACAAAACUUCCAAUCCCUCAAACAUUACUUUGCCCUCAACUACCACAGACGUCGCGCGACAGUAUGGCUUCGCUCUCCUUUUCUCUCGGAGUCUCUUCGUCUAAAUCAUCACAAAGACGCUCUCCACCACCACCAAGAAGAUCUAACGGCACGAAACGCGAUCACGCCGCGCUUCUCGACGACGCCAGUGACGACGAAGAUGGCUCCCACGCAAAACGACAGACCAUCACACACUUCAACUUGGCAGCUGGAGGCGCAGUAGACGUCAAAGCACCGAAAAAGGAGGAAAAGAAACCAUUGGUCAUCUCAGCACUUGCGAAUCGAGACUGGAGAGAAGCAUCCAAAAGACAACGGGCGCAGAAAUACGGCAUCACUACUGAACAACUGGAUGCGCGGAGAGAGGGUGACCAGAAUGCUGAAGGUGCGGACAAAGUGGUCAAAGAGACGGAUGCUGUCAAAUAUGGUUUGAAUGUCUUUGCGCCAGCGGCUGCUGUGUCUGCAGAUGACGAGCCUCAGCAAGAAGAGCAAGGACAGCAGGAAGACAAGGUAGAGCAGAAGACGGCAGACCAACUUGCUAUCGAUGCUUUGACAGGCGCUGCGCCCACAUCUACUCUCACAAUCCCCGCUUCUGCCGUUACAGAAGAAGAUGCCUUCAACGACACCUUCCACUCUGCUCCACCAGCGCCAUCACUGUCCGACUAUGCAGCCGUCCCUGUUGAGGAAUACGGCGCCGCGAUGCUCCGAGGAAUGGGUUGGAAAGGCCCCUCCACCACUCCUUCAGCACCCACAAAAAACGGCAAGAAAGCCCUCCCACCCGCAAAGCGACCAGCCCUCCUCGGUAUCGGCGCCGAUCCCAAUGCAGCAGCACAAGCCGAAGAACUAGGCGCUUGGGGCAAGACCUCCAGCAGAGGCAGAAAAGAACCUACAAUGUUCAUCCCCGUCUCCAUGAAGAACAAAAAGACGGGCGAGACUUUGACAGAAGACGAAUUGAAAGAAAAACUACGACGAGACAAGGAAGAAGCUGAGAAUCAGCGAUUUAUCGUCAAUGACUUGGAAAUCAGGGAGAAGAAGCGAGAUAGAAGGGAGGAUGAAAACAAGGAUCGACGACGAAAAGACGAGUACUCAGAUGACGAAGAGAGAAGAAGGAGAAGACGCGACAGAGAAAGGGGUUCCGAUCGUAAAGAUCGCGAUUAUGACCGUCACGACAAAUCAAAAGAUCACGACCGCAAGGACAGAGAUCGCGAAUACAGAAGGGACAGAUCAAAGGAUCGUGAUAGCAGGAAAGAGCGGGAUCGCGAUUAUGAAAAGUCUUCGAGUCGAAGGGAUCGCUCGAGAGACCGCGAUUAUGAUCGCAGAGACCGGGAUAGAGACUUUGAAAAGUCGUCUGGUCGAAGAGAUCACUAUGAUGAUGAAAAGUCUUCGAGCCGAAGGGAUAGAGACAGAGAUUCUCACCGCUCCUCGCGUCGUUGAUAUCUUCGCAGUAAAUAUUGAGAAUGAACACCUUGAUGGCCAGAGGACUCAGUAUCUAAAGCAAUACUUCAUACU
Molecule: messenger RNA, 1851 nt
Organism: Aureobasidium subglaciale EXF-2481
Lineage: Eukaryota; Fungi; Ascomycota; Dothideomycetes; Dothideales; Saccotheciaceae
Exons: 1
Coding region: 370-1776 (468 amino acids)
Biological process (GO): mRNA splicing, via spliceosome
Cellular component (GO): spliceosomal complex
Source: RefSeq, a predicted model, not a curated record